GCGGCGCUGCUCACAGUGCGACGGAAGAGUUUCCAGGGCGGAUCGCAGGACGUGAACGCAUCGCGACUCCCGCACACUGUGCACACACGUCGAACUCCGCACCAGAGAGUAUCUCGCGCCGCGCGUCGUCAAACUAGAAAAUAAACGCGCAUCUUAUCCAGCAGCAUCGCGCGCGCGCUUAUUUUUAGCUUCUGAAGGCAUUCAGUCGGUGGCAAGUUUUAAUUUUAAAAUCGCGAGUGCAUCCAGCAGGAAUAACUCGCAUCAAAACUCGAAAACUUCCGCGCUGUGAGCGCAGAUUUACGGAUUUCAAACUGCUACAGCUGCUGUAAUUAAACUUUUCCUAAUUAAGUUUUUAAUUAGUUGUGCAAAACGCAAAAAAAUCACGAGGAUUAUAAACAAAUUAAACGAUGUGAUUUGUUCGGUAGCUGAAAAGUGAGGUUAUGUGCGCGUAAAAGUGUGGUUAGGUGUGAAAAUAUGCGUCGUAAAACUAGGCACACCGCACGAUGAGAACAGAGGGAUGGCGGUGGCCACCCUUUUGCUACUGGCGGCGGCGCUGGCCGUAGCCGCCCCCGACUGGACGGAUUGCCCAACGCCCUGUCGCUGCAAAUGGGCCUCGGGCAAGAAAACAGCCUCGUGCAGAGACGGGCCCUUUACGGGUCUGCCGGACACCUUCGACGGGGACAUGCAGGUGUUGGACCUUGCGGGCAAUUCGAUCCACAAACUGGGCAAAGAUGCAUUUCAACGCGCCGGGUUACUAAAUCUUCAACGUAUAUUUUUAAAGGGUAAUUCCCUUCGGGAAGUGCAUCGGGACGCGUUUAGAGAACUCAUAAUUCUUGUAGAAGUGGACUUGUCGAAUAAUGAGAUAACCUCAUUGGACCCGGAGACGUUUAGUGGGAAUGAAAGACUACGAGUGCUGUAUUUAAGUGGUAAUCCAUUGGGGCAGUUGGUGGAAGGGCAAUUUCCACCUCUGCCUCACCUGAGGACGUUGGACUUUGAAUCGUGUCGCUUGGAGAAAAUAAAUCCGAAUGCAUUCGUAAAUCUUGUGGCGUUAGAAUCUUUGAAUCUCAAAGGUAACAAGUUGGCGAAUCUCUCCGAAGAGACUUUAAUGAAUUUCGCGCAUUUGAAGAGUUUGGCUCUUGAUGGUAACCCGUGGAAGUGUGAUUGUGACCUGCGCGGUUUCCGUGACUGGUUCUUAUCGAGUAAUCUGCGGUCGAUGAGUCUUGGAUGUGCGGAACCGGAAGAGUUGCGUGACCACCUGUGGGAGGACGUACCCUCCGAACAGUUUGCGUGCGCGCCGCAGGUGUACCUCACACCAUACCCGCAGGUACAAGCGGAGGCGGGCGGUAAUGUAAGUUUCGGAUGUCAUGUGCUUGGAGAUCCCGAACCGGAAGUGACGUGGAUGUACGAAGGUCGACCAAUCAACCACACCUGGCUGAUCGUUGAAGCCGAAGAGGGUCUGUUGGACAAGUGGGUAAACAUCAGCGUAGUGAAUGUUAGUGAUGCCGACGCUGGGGUGUAUUCCUGUGUAGCACGAAACUCCCUCGCUACUCUUGGUAGAAACGUCACAUUAGUUCUACCGGAAGUAGUAACGGCUACUACUUUAAGUAAAUCUGAUCCCGGCGCGGUGUGGUGGGCUUCGGUUGCGGUUGGGAUUGCUGUAACUGGAUCCGCCAUUUGCACCUUAGCUGCGGUGUGUUGCAUGCGAGCGAAGAACGCGCGUAGAAGGCGUCAGCUCAAGGCCAGCGUUAGUUUCACCGACCAAGAGAAGAAGCUACUGGAUGUGAGCAUUGCUACCACUACUGAUCGAGGUGCUGGUAGUUGUGAAGCACUAUCACCGGAUGGCGAUGGUUUAAUGGAUUCGCCUAGUACGCAACCACCACCCGUACACAUCACCAUUGAGAGUCAUCAUCGACAUGAUGGAAUGUCUACGCUACCACCGAUGCCAAUGGCGGUGUAUCCACCUCCGCCGGAGUUCUCCAGCAGUGUGCUGCCGUCGUCGGCGUACGGCAACAUCUUCAUCUCAGUAGCCGUGAGUCGAGAUCCCACUCUAGAUGCGUCCAGGUGUCCUGAUCUCUUGGACUUGCCCCACAGAGCCAAGCCGGUGUAUCAUGGCAUGGCGACGCUGCCGCGCCGCCCCCAGCACUCGUUCGCUGCACCGAAGUAUGAUAACAUGGGGCCGCGCGUCACCGCCGGCGGCAGUUCGACGCUCUCGCUGCCGGACGCCGAUGUCGAGCUGCCACCACCGCCGCCGCCACCCAGCUGCACCGUUGCGCUCACCCCUGACUUUGUCUCCCUCUAAAAGCCAAACUUGUACGCAACUUUUCACACACACACUUUUAUUAUUUAAUAUAGGCAACCAAACCAACAUCGGUUGCAUAUGUGUAUUCACUGUUGCUGUGUGUUAACCUGCGUGCAAAACUACCCCGGAAACAAACCAAUUUAAGAUUGUAUUUAACAAAACCCCUCUAUCUUCUAAUUAUCUCCCCCAAUUUACCAUUGAAAAUUAAAUCGUAAAAACCCUUUAUAUCUAAACCUUUAUACCAAAAAAGAAACCAAAAACCCUUUUGUGGUUCAUCUUCAAUUAGUGCCUUUGCUCAUUAUAAUAUAUUUUAAUCAAGAUAUACAUAUACGAUAUAAAAAUAACGAUAAAUCAAUGAUGAAGGAAAUUUAAUCAUUAUAAUAAAUAAUAUUAACGAGAGCAUUCAUUCUUUCGGACAUGAAAAUCGUGUCGUGUCUUGCGAGCGCUGAAAAAAAAAUGGAAAACAUUUUCACAAUGAAUUUUCUAUUUUGUUGCGAGUUUUUAUAUUCCACUGUAACGCUAACGAAUGCGACAGUUUGAGCAAACAGAGACGGAUUUAUUUGUUAUGUAAACUUUAUAAAUCAACAUAAUUUCCUAAAAUAAUUAAAAUUUAAACAACAAUGCUUUCUGUGUAGGUAUAUAUGCAACCCAAAAACAGGUCAAUGCAAAAUAUAACAGUAUGCAACCAAAUAA
Molecule: messenger RNA, 2992 nt
Organism: Dalotia coriaria
Lineage: Eukaryota; Metazoa; Arthropoda; Insecta; Coleoptera; Staphylinidae
Gene: kek6
Product: kekkon 6
Exons: 1
Coding region: 518-2299 (593 amino acids)
Cellular component (GO): extracellular matrix
Molecular function (GO): protein binding
Source: RefSeq, a predicted model, not a curated record